GAAAGUGGGACAAGGUGUGUCUUCAGUUUGUGUUAGUGUGUUAAACUUACCGGUUAACAUAACGGCCCCGUCAGCCUCCAAAUUUAUAUUCAAAGCACCAGGUAGUUGUUUUAAACUAUCCAUGGAGCAGGAAUCACAGGAAACCACGUCUACAGGAAGCGCGGAACCUGUAAACACGACGUCGGACGUAUUGUCGCCGAGUUCAACGUUAACGAACGAUUUGUCGUCGUUCGUUAACGUUGAACUCGACAUGGAAAACAACAACGGAGUUUCUGCAGAAAAACAUGCGUCCACCAUAACUCAAGCUCUGUUUCAGAAUGAUGAUGAGGAUGAAGAUGAGAGUGACAAUGAUGACAGUGGUACAGACAACUUUAACACGGAAAAGUCAGGCACUCAGCUGCAGAGAUGUGAGCAUCAUGGAGAAGUGGCUUCAAGUCUUCCUGACACCUUUCAGACCAGCCACCUACUGUUCUAUGAGAGGUUUAAGGCGUAUCAGGACUACAUGCUUGGAGACUGUAAACCCUCUGAGGUGAAGGCCUUUACAGCAGACUACCUGGAGAAGGUUGUGGAACCGUGUGAUUGGCUGGCUCUGUGGUCCACUGAUGUCUUUGAUAUUCUAGUGGAGGUGUGUGAUGUGGACCUCAAAGAUCUGAAGGCAUGUGUGAGGCUGGUGCUGCCUCUGCAAUGUGACACCAGAGGCUGUGAACUCACUGAGGAGACCAUGAAGUCUCUGCUGGAGGCCACCCAGCACAAAGUCCCACUGCAGGAACUACAGCUGGUCUAUGAAGAGUCUGGGGACUUUGAUCAGACGGCCCUCGCUCUGGAGCACCUCAGGUUUUUCUAUAAGCAUAUCUGGAGGCAGUGGGAUGAGGAAGAUGAAGAUGAUGACUUUGACUACUUUGUUCGUUGUGUCGAGCCUCGUCUCAGGCUCUACUACGACAUCUUAGAGGACAGAGUCCCAGCAGGCCUGGUGGCAGAGUACCAGUCUUUAUUGGAGAAAUGCUCCCACUGCUUCCAGCAGUUCUCUGCACUGCGCAGCAGCCUCAGUCCUGACUCAGACUCUGAGCUGGACAACGUGUCAAUGGUGGAGGGUCUGAAGCUCUACGACCAGCUGGAGGCAUUCAAGCGCAAACUGCACAUCAUUGAGAACCCCCUGUUGAGGUAUGUACUGGGCUACAAAGGCAAUGCCAGGCAGCAGGAUGUGCAAAGUCGUGGGCCCAGAGCAUCAGGUAUGAAGGUGGUCCAUGUGGUCACAGCCUCCUGCAGCACUGCACAGCUCCAGUCCCUCCUCAGUGCCAGACUGCUGCCUUUGUGCCCCUGUGGGGAUACUGAGAUCCAGUUCCACAGAGAGCCAGUAUCAGCGGUGGAUUCGUGCCAUCAGGGAGACUUGGUCAUUGUUCUCCCAGGGGUCUACAGUGUAAAGAGCUCCAUCUUCAUACCAGACUCCAUCACUAUAGAAGGCUUUGGGUUUCCUGAUGACGUGGUGAUUGAGAAGAAAAACAAAGGCGACUCAUUUGUGGAAUCCACAGGAGCUGAUGUUAGACUGUCCAAUAUCAAGUUCAUCCAACAUGAUGCUAUAGAGGGCAUUCUGUGUGUCCGUCAGGGGACUUUGAACAUGGAGAACUGUGUGUUGCAGUGCGAGACCACCGGAGUUAUCGUCCGAACAUCGGCCCAUCUCAACAUGAGCAUGUGUGACCUAUAUGGAUCCAAAGGGGCAGGUGUGGAGAUUUACCCCGGCAGUGUUUGCAAUCUGGUUUCUAAUGGAAUCCAUCACUGUAAGGACGGGAUCCUCAUCAAGGACUUUGCUGAUGAGCUGGCUGUGAUGCCAUCUAUCACCAUGGAAAACAAUGUGAUCCACAACAAUGAGGGCUAUGGAGUGAUUCUAGUGAAGCCCAACAGUGAGGAUCAACACAGAGUUCCUGUGGACAGGAGUGAGGGAGACCCUGCAACAGACCCUGCUGGACAGACGGCUGAAGAUGGACAGCUGGGAGGAGUUUCAGAUCCUCUUGUCUCUGUGCCAUCAUUGGCAAGCCCGCCCUCCAGCAGCUCAGCAGCUGUUCAGCCCGAGUCCACAGAGACCAAUGGCACAGAUAGUGACAUGGCCUCCACCUUGGGCAGGAAGUGGCACUUUAGUCGUCAGCUGAGCAGAAACAAGGAGACGUCCUGCAGCCGAGCCGUUGAGGAUCUGAUGGACCACCAGAUCUUUGUCUCCAUUCAGGGAAAUCAGUUCAAACGCAACGGCAUGGGUGACUUUGGCACCUUUUUCUACUGACAAACACCUUCAACAUGAUGAACUGACACUUCUUUUAACAUCAUUGAGUGUUUCUCAGCAAUAAUUAUUUGAUCACAUCUUCGUAUUUUAGCUGGUCACUGUUGUUGGUCAUCAAAUAACUUUUCCUGCUUCACGCUGUUCAGAGAUGAUAACACGGCAUGUGUAGGUUUCCGCAUGCUGACCUUUAGUACAAUGCAGGUACAGCAACAGUGGUUAGAUCCACAUGUAGAUUUUAUCUUAUUUAUAUCUCUGGGCUCCUGACUCUAAAUGUUUUAAAUUUUUAAAUUCUUUAUUGUUUCGGAAUCCACUCAUCACUUUGAAUGGAAUUUUGGUGGUUUGACUUCAGACCUAAUAAAUGUGGUGGUUUGUUGAAAACUGAGCACUGAUGUUCACAGUUGAUCAUGAGUUAGAGGUGUUUUUUUUUUUUUUUUAAGGUUUGAUUAUGUGUAUUAUGGUUGAAGGAAGUCUUGAGGUUUACAUGCUCUGAAUGUAGAAACCUUUUCUGUUCAGGUGGACUGAGGUUACAGUCAUGGGUUUAAACUGCUUCUUGUGGAAACUGAACACAGCAAAUUUCCUGCAGAUUAAAACGUGUCUGUUGAAACCUCAGUAAAUGUUGGUGCCGUAUAAUUGACACUAUACUGUGUGUGUUGUCACCUGGCUCGACUGACCUCAGAACACAUUCACCGUGGCCCAGUCUUUAAUGCUUGGAACCCUUAUGUGCACUGUUUAGAACAUCUCAUGUCUUAAAUCAUUUUUUUUUAAGUCAUUAAUGACUCAUGACUUUGCUUGGACUUCUGACUUAAUGUCCUCCACAAACCCAAAUAUUAAAAAUAAUC
Messenger RNA from Toxotes jaculatrix (banded archerfish), 3108 nucleotides. It is a transcript of the gene shcbp1, whose product is annotated as SHC SH2-domain binding protein 1. The coding region runs from base 122 to 2272 and encodes 716 amino acids. The record is from RefSeq and is a predicted model, not a curated record. Gene Ontology annotation, biological process: fibroblast growth factor receptor signaling pathway. Lineage: Eukaryota; Metazoa; Chordata; Actinopteri; Toxotidae. The transcript has 13 exons.